Arabidopsis arenosa is the source of this 1411-nucleotide messenger RNA. The record is from the annotation of a GenBank genome assembly. Lineage: Eukaryota; Viridiplantae; Streptophyta; Magnoliopsida; Brassicales; Brassicaceae.
AGACCGGACCAAGAAGCGGGCAAAAUCAGAAAGCACCUGAUCUUUAAACUAUUAGGUUCUUCUCUGAUUGAAAAUGAGCUUAUCAUCGCCAACCAGUGCUUGUAGCUCAUCGAGAUGUUACUCCUCGGGCUUGUCGUUGCCGAUUGGAUUUCGAUCCAAUCCCUCAAUGUGGGAUUGGUUUGUUACCCGAAAAGACACAGUAUUGCUGCUCGGAAGUUUGUCGUGGCUUGCUCCUCCUCUUCCGGUUACGGCAAGCCGUGAGUCGUCCUCCAGCUUGGAUGAUGAGGCAAGCAGGAAGCCUUGGCAAGCAUUCAGACCAGCCGGUGUCAUCAUUUUCUCUGACAUCCUCACGCCUUUACCUGCAUUCGGUGUGCCUUUUGACAUCGAAGAGUUUGUUGGAGAUUCUCUCAAGAUUUUGAGACGAGAGGUUGGGGAACAUGCUGCGGCACGGAGCUCACUGAUACAAAUAUUCGAUUCAUGGGGUGGCCAACUGACUCCUGAGAUGUGGGAGCGCUGGUCCAAACCCUACAUCGAAGAGAUCAUUCAUGCUGUAAAAAAAAAGAUGUCCAGAUACGCCGAUAGUUUUCUACAUCAAUGGAAAUGCCUACCUGUUCUCUCCGCUUCCUGCUUUAACGAAGAAAUUGAGAGAGUUGUGAAGUGUGCUGGACCAAAAGGGCAUAUUCUCAAUCUAGGACACGGUGUCUUGGUAGGGACACCAGAGGAAGCCGUGGCUCAUUUCUUUGAAACCGCUAGAAACUUGGAUUACCAACACUUUUCCAAAAUCAUGUUCCUGCAGAAAAAGCUGAAUCUGAAUUGGUUGCCUGAGAAAUGUUGAACAGACAAGUAAGACAAGUCCCUACGCUGUAGAAAUCUUCCGUUUUAAGCUUGUGAACAUAUGUUUGAAUCUUUUAAAGUUGGUGCAGGAAGCAGAGAAAAGGCUCCAUGUCUGACCAUAAUUGAUGCGAGAGUUGGUAACUUGCUAUGAGAUACAUUCGAAGCUGUCCAGUUUUUGUUUGGCUUGCCUGAGGAUAUCCAAUAUUCUGGACCAAGCUGUGCUUAACUCUUAACAAUGUAUUGAGUUGCUCAUAGGCUUCAAAUGUUGCUGCUUCUUUUGGAGAUAUGACUCUGGUUAAAGUUUAACUAAACAUUAAUCUGGUUAAUCUCAAACCUUUGCUCUGGUUCUUAUUCCAUUUUUUUCACAUGGUUCGUUCUAGAUCUCUGUAUCUGAUGUGUCUUCUCUCCUGAAACCAAGUAGCUUGUAUUAUUGUAUCAUGGACUGCAAAAGAUAACGCAGAAGAGAGAAGUCUCUGAUCUCAGCCUGAAUCAGAUUUGUGUUCCCUCUGAUUCGGUUUAAUUCAAUUUUCCGGUUCGGACUUCUGAUUGUAAACCGAAUUAAACUACAAACUCAGAA